AUGCAGCAACCUCCGGCGUCCAAGACUCGUCUCGAUUUCUUGAACACGAAGCCGCCUCCGAAUUAUGUUGCGGGAUUGGGUCGUGGUGCUACCGGAUUCACUACCCGUUCUGAUAUUGGUCCGGCACGUCAAGGGCCUGACCUUCCAGAUCGUUCGGUGAUUGGGGUUGCUCCUCCCGGAGCACCUACUCCCGGCAGGGGACGGGGGAAGGGUGGGCCCGGCGAGGAAGAUGAGGAGGAGGAGAAUGAAGAGAAGGGCUACGAUGAGAACCAGAAGUUUGAUGAGUUUGAAGGGAAUGACGUGGGGCUUUUUGCGUCAGCUGAAUAUGACGAUGAGGACAAGGAGGCCGAUGCAAUCUGGGAGGCCAUCGAUCAGAGGAUGGAUUCUCGAAGGAAGGAUAGGAGAGAAGCUAGGUUAAAAGAAGAAAUUGAGAAGUACAGAGCUUCAAAUCCUAAGAUCACUGAGCAGUUCGCUGGUCUGAAGAGGAAAUUGCUUGAAGUGACUCCGGAAGAGUGGGAUAACAUACCGGACAUUGGGGAUUACUCUUUGAGGAAUAAGAAGAAGAAGUUUGAGAGUUUUGUGCCCGUUCCGGAUACCCUGCUGGAGAAGGCGAGGCAGGAGAAGGAGCAUGUCACCGCGUUGGAUCCCAAGAGUAGAGCUGUUGGUGGGACUGAGACUCCCUGGGCUCAGACUCCUGUUACGGAUUUGACUGCUGUUGGUGAAGGAAGAGGUACUGUUCUUUCUCUUAAAUUAGAUAGGCUUUCUGAUUCUGUAACUGGGCAGACCGUGGUGGAUCCUAAGGGAUAUUUGACUGAUUUGAAGAGCAUGAAGAUAACUAGUGAUGCUGAUGUAGCUGAUAUAAAGAAAGCUAGGCUUUUGCUUAGUUCGGUAACUCAUUCGAAUCCAAAGCAUCCACCUGGUUGGAUUGCAGCAGCUAGGUUAGAGGAGGUGGCUGGGAAGUUAGCAGUUGCCAGGCAACUUAUAAAGAGGGGUUGCGAAGAAUGUCCCAAUAGCGAAGAUAUUUGGGUGGAAGCAGUUAGACUGUUCCCUCCCAGUGAGGCUAAAGCCGUGAUUGCUAGGGGAGUCAAAUUGAACCCUAAUUCUGUGAAGUUGUGGAUGGAAGCUGCGAGGUUGGAGCAUGACAACAUUGACAAAAGUAGAGUGUUGAGGAAGGGUCUCGAGAAAAUUCCUGGUUCUGUUAGGCUGUGGAAGGCCGUCGUGGAGCUUGCUAAUCAAGAGGAUGCUAGGCUUUUGCUCCAGCGGGCUGUGGAGUGUUGUCCCUUGCAUGUGGAGUUGUGGCUCGCACUUGUGAGGCUGGAAAGUUAUGACAAUGCUAAGAAGGUUCUUAAUAGGGCAAGGGAGAAGCUUCCCAAGGAACCUGCCAUUUGGAUUACUGCAGCCAAGUUGGAGGAAUUUAAUGAGAAUAAUUCAAUGGUUGGUAAGAUUAUAGAAAGGGGUCUCCGAGCUUUACAGAGAGAAGGGGUGGAAAUCGACAGGGAAUUUUGGAUGAAAGAAGCUGAAGCUUCCGAACGUGCCGGUUCAGUUGUUACAUGCCAGGCUAUCAUUAGUAAUACUAUCGGAAUCGGGGUGGAGGAACAGGAUAGAAAGCGGACAUGGGUUGCUGAUGCCGAGGAGUGUAAAAAGAGAGGUUCGAUUGAGACAGCUAGGGCAAUUUAUGCUCAUGCCAUUUCAGUAUUUCUGACCAAGAAGAGUGUGUGGCUGAAAGCAGCACAGCUUGAGAAAAGUCACGGAACCAGGGAGUCUCUAGAUGCUCUUCUUCGCAAGGCUGUUAUGUAUAUACCGAAAGCUGAAGUUCUCUGGUUAAUGGGUGCAAAAGAAAAGUGGCUAGCUGGCGAUGUGCAAGCGGCCCGAUCCAUUCUUCAGGAGGCAUAUGCUGCAAUUCCCAACUCUGAGGAAAUAUGGCUCGCUGCUUUCAAGCUUGAGUUUGAGAAUCACGAGCCUGAGAGAGCAAGAUUACUUCUUGCCAAGGCUAGAGAACGUGGUGGUACAGAACGCGUGUGGAUGAAAUCUGCUAUUGUGGAGAGAGAGCUAGGAAACACUGCAGAGGAGAGAAGGUUACUUGAUGAAGGGCUCAAGCUUUUCCCUAAAUUCUUCAAACUCUGGUUGAUGUUAGGUCAGCUAGAGGAGCGACUUGGUAAUUUGAAGCAAGCAAAGAAAACAUAUGAUUCUGGUCUGAAACAAUGCCCCGAAUCUGUUCCUUUAUGGCUUUCCCUUGCUAACUUAGAGGAAAAGAUGGAUGAUGUUAGUAAAGCACGAGCCGUUCUUACAAUGGCUCGGAUCAAGAAUCCACAGAAUCCCCAACUGUGGCUUGCUGCAGUUUGGGCUGAGUCUCGGCAUGGCAACAAGAAAGAAGCUGAAAACUUAAUGGCAAAGGCGUUGCAAGAGUGUCCCACAAGUGGUAUUCUUUGGGCUACUGCAAUUGAGAUGGUUCCUCGACCUCAACGGAAGUCCCGAAGUUCAGAUGCAUACAAAAAAUGUGGUGGUCAAGAUCCUUAUGUCAAUGUAGCUGUAGCCAAACUCUUUUGGCAUGACAGGAAAGUCGAUAAGGCUCGAAAUUAUUUCAAUAGGGCAGUGACGCUUGCUCCUGAUAUUGGAGAUUUCUGGGCACUGUACUACAAAUUUGAAAUUCAGCAUGGUAAUGAAGAGACUCAGAAAGAUGUACUUAAGAGAUGCGUUGCUGCGGAACCAAAACAUGGUGAAGUAUGGCAAGCUAUAGCAAAGGCAGUGGAGAACUCUCACCAGACAACUGAAGCUAUAUUGAAGAAGGUGGUGGUGUCAAUAGGGAAGGAAGAAAGUUCAGCUGAGAAUAACAGACAUUAA
This is a messenger RNA of Oldenlandia corymbosa var. corymbosa, 2841 nucleotides long. Lineage: Eukaryota; Viridiplantae; Streptophyta; Magnoliopsida; Gentianales; Rubiaceae. The record is from the annotation of a GenBank genome assembly.